Molecule: messenger RNA, 1077 nt
Organism: Pyricularia pennisetigena
Lineage: Eukaryota; Fungi; Ascomycota; Sordariomycetes; Magnaporthales; Pyriculariaceae
Exons: 1
Coding region: 1-1077 (358 amino acids)
Molecular function (GO): aminopeptidase activity
Source: RefSeq, a predicted model, not a curated record
AUGACAGUUCCUACCUCUUCUCCCAACAAACGGCCCCGUUGUCGGAUCAGGGAUGCCGUCCCCGGCAUUCACCUGGGCUUCUGGCCGACGGGACCCAAGAACAGUCUCACCGACGUCCCGGGCGUGCUCGUGCACACCGAGACCAUCCGUUCCGCCGACGGCCAGGUCAACACCGGUGCGACUACCAUCGUCCCCCGGGAGAGCUGGUUUCAGCAUGCCUGCCACGCGGGAGUCUUCCGCUUCAACGGCGCGGGUGAGAUGACCGGCUCCCACUGGCUGGAAGAGACAGGGCUCCUGGCCUCACCGAUCGUCAUCACCAACUCCUUCUCCGUCGGCGACGCCUACCGCGGCGUCCUGGACUACGCCGUCGAGCACAACAGGACACACGGGACGAGCUGGUUCAUGCUGCCCGUCGUGGCCGAGACGUUUGACGGCUACAUGAACGACCUGUACCGGUUCGCCGUCAAGCCCGAGCAUAUUGUCCAGUCCAUCAAGAACGCAUCCCCCGACCCGGUGCCCGAGGGCAACGUGGGCGGCGGCUGCGGCAUGCUGUGCCAGGGAUUCAAGGGCGGUACCGGCUCCAGCUCCCGUCUCGUCCCGGGCGUCAAGUUCUCGGGCUCCCGCACCGAGGAGACGUCGUGGACGGCCGCGGCGGCCGACACGGCCUACUCCCAGGCCAAGGACGACAAGGACGGCAGCAUCAUCGUGAUCCUCGCCACCGACGCGCCGCUCAACCCGUUGCAGUGUCAGCGGCUGGCCAAGCGGGCGACGGCGGGUCUGGCGAGGGUCGGGGGUUACGGGCACAACCUGUCAGGGGACAUGUUCUUGGCCUUCUCGACGGGCACCUCGGUGCUGGUGCAGACCGAGGGGGGCGAGCCAGCGCAGGAGAUACCCGGCAGCAGCAUUGACGACAACACCAUCAAUGCGCUGUUUGAAGCCGCCGCCGAUGCCACGCAAGAGGCCAUCUACAAUGCCAUCUGCAUGGCCGAGACCAUGACGGGGUUCGAAGGGCACACUGUCGAGGCCAUUGAUCUGGAGAAGCUGAGGGAGAUUAUGUACAAGCACAUGGUGCGAUGA